AUGACAGCCGAGAAGAGCGGGCCGGUUAUAAACGGUAAACCGGAGGACGGCAGGGACACGGAUGGGUCCAGUUCCAGCCUGGACAACAGGGAGUACUACGAGAGAGGCCAGUGGAACAACAAGAUCGAGUUUGUCCUCUCUGUGGCCGGAGAAAUUAUCGGGCUGGGCAACGUCUGGAGGUUUCCCUACCUCUGCUACAAGAAUGGAGGAGGUGCCUUCUUUGUUCCAUACGUCAUUUUCUUCGUAUGCUGCGGUAUCCCUGUGUUUUUCCUGGAGACCGCCCUCGGUCAGUUCACUAGUGAAGGAGGCAUCACAUGCUGGAGGAAAGUCUGCCCCCUGUUUGAGGGCAUUGGCUAUGCAACCCAGGUGAUUGAAGCUCAUCUAAACGUCUACUAUGUAGUCAUCCUCGCCUGGGCCAUCUUCUACCUCUUUAACUGCUUCACCACUGAGCUGCCGUGGGCUGGCUGUGGCCACUACUGGAACACUGAGAACUGUGUCGACUACUAUGGAGAAAAUGCCACCAACAUUACUAACCCCAACGCAACCUCUCCUGUUAUUGAAUUCUGGGAACGGAGAGUCCUGAAAAUAUCUGAUGGCAUUGAGCACAUGGGGGGCAUGCGCUGGGAGCUGGCCAUGUGCCUGGCGCUGGCCUGGUUUAUCUGCUACUUCUGCAUCUGGAAGGGACCCAAGUCGACCGGCAAGGUUGUGUAUGUGACGGCCACAUUUCCUUACUUCAUGUUGCUGAUUUUGCUGAUCAGAGGAGUAACGCUGCCCGGAGCGUACGACGGCAUCAAGUUUUACCUCUACCCAGACAUCUCCCGUCUCUCCGAUCCUCAGGUAUGGGUGGAUGCAGGAACGCAGAUUUUCUUCUCCUACGCCAUCUGCCUGGGCUGCCUUACUGCUCUUGGUAGUUAUAACGCUUACAACAACAACUGCUACAGGGACUGCAUCAUGCUGUGCUGCCUGAACAGCGGCACGAGCUUUGUUGCAGGUUUUGCUAUUUUCUCCGUGUUGGGAUUCAUGGCCUACGAACAGAAUGUUCCCAUCGAGGCCGUGGCAGAAUCUGGUCCUGGUCUUGCCUUCAUUGCAUACCCAAAAGCUGUGACCAUGAUGCCUCUUUCUCCACUUUGGGCCUGUCUCUUUUUUAUGAUGCUCAUCUUUCUUGGACUUGACAGUCAGUUUGUGUGCGUGGAAAGCCUGGUGACGGCUGUGGUGGAUAUGUACCCAGAGACGUUCAGGAGAGGCUACCGCAGGGAACUGCUGAUUCUCGGCAUGUCUAUAGCUUCCUUUCUCAUAGGACUCAUCAUGUGUACAGAGGGAGGGAUGUACGUCUUCCAGCUGUUUGACUCGUAUGCAGCCAGUGGCAUGUGCUUGCUGUUUGUGGCCAUCUUUGAGUCCAUAUGUAUCGGAUGGGUGUAUGGCAGCGACAGAUUCUACCGAAACAUCGAGGACAUGAUUGGCUACAAGCCCGUCUUCUUCAUCAAAUGGUGCUGGAUGAUCUUGACCCCGGGCAUCUGUGCUGGUAUUUUCCUGUUCUUUUUGAUCAAAUACAAACCGCUCAAGUACAACAACGUGUACACCUACCCCGACUGGGGCUACGGCAUUGGCUGGUUCAUGGCCAUGUCCUCCAUGGUUUGUAUCCCACUGGGCAUCAUCUGGAUGAUCUGGAAGACUCCCGGGACCUUCUCUGAGAGAAUGAAGAAGUUGACGACGCCGAGCCCGGACCUGAAAAUGCGAGGGAAGCUCGCCGCUCUCAGUCCGUACGCCGCCAACGACGCCAUGCUUAAGGCUGACGGCAAAAUGUCCACCGUCUCAGAGAAGGAGACACAUUUCUAA
Molecule: messenger RNA, 1836 nt
Organism: Phycodurus eques (leafy seadragon)
Lineage: Eukaryota; Metazoa; Chordata; Actinopteri; Syngnathiformes; Syngnathidae
Gene: slc6a11b
Product: solute carrier family 6 member 11b
Exons: 14
Coding region: 1-1836 (611 amino acids)
Biological process (GO): sodium ion transmembrane transport
Cellular component (GO): membrane
Source: RefSeq, a predicted model, not a curated record